Molecule: messenger RNA, 1555 nt
Organism: Amblyraja radiata (thorny skate)
Lineage: Eukaryota; Metazoa; Chordata; Chondrichthyes; Rajiformes; Rajidae
Gene: rdh14a
Product: retinol dehydrogenase 14a
Exons: 2
Coding region: 22-1023 (333 amino acids)
Source: RefSeq, a predicted model, not a curated record
GCCGGUGGCGCUUCAGGUCCGAUGUUGCUGCCGCUGUCGGUGGCCGCGCUGACGGCCGUUUACUACCUGGGCCGGUGGCUGAUGUCGGGGACCACGGGCCGCGUGUCGAGCCCGGCCUUAGCCCCGACCCCGACCCCGGCCCCAGGCUCCAUGCGGGGCAAGACGGUGAUCGUGACCGGCGCCAACAGCGGCAUCGGCCGGGCGACGGCGAGCGGCCUAGCGCGGCUUCAGGCCCGGGUCAUCCUGGCGUGUCGCGACCCGGCCGCAGCCGAGGAGGCGGCUCGCGAAAUGCGGCAGCAAGACCGGGGCGACGGCGCGGCCUCCGGGGAGGUGUUGGUCCGACAGCUCGACCUGGCCUCACUCACCUCGGUGCGGAGCUUCUGCCAGCGGAUCGUGGAGGAAGAACAAAGGCUGGAUGUCCUCAUCAAUAACGCUGGAAUUUUCCAGUGUCCCUACAUGAAAACCGAGGAUAGUUUUGAGAUGCAGUUUGGGGUGAAUCACCUGGGACACUUCCUUCUCACCAAUCUCCUCCUGGAUCUCCUCAAGCGGUCUGCCCCAAGCAGAGUGGUGGUAGUGUCCUCCAAGCUCUACAAGUAUGGUGAGAUCAAUUUUGAUGAUCUGAACAGUGAAAAAAGCUACAACAAAAGUUUUGGGUACAGCAGGAGUAAGCUGGCCAACAUCCUGUUCACCCGUGAACUAGCCAAACGUCUGGAUGGUACUGGUGUCACGGUAAACGUGCUACACCCAGGAAUUGUGCGCACAAACCUGGGAAGACACAUCAGUAUCCCUUUACUUGGACAACCGAUCUUCAAGUUCGUGUCCUGGGCUUUCUUUAAAACUCCAGAACAAGGAGCAGAAACAUCUCUCUACCUGGCUACAUCUCCUGACGUUGAAGGGGUGUCGGGUGAAUAUUUUGGAGACUGCAAGCAGGAGGAGUUAUUGCCCAAAGCAAUGGAUGAUGCAGUUGCAAAAAUGUUGUGGGAUGAAAGUGCAAAAAUGGUGGGACUGAAAUCACCACUGUAAAUAUUCUAUGUUGUAAAUAUACAUUUUGAGUAGAUUAUUGAUUAAUUGAAUUUCAAUAAAUCUUUGACUGUAUAUUUGGAAACCAGUUAUUACACCAGGGAAUGCAGCCUGGAGUAAAUGUUUCAAGUAAAUCUUUUAUGUUACUAGAAAUUAUAUCAAAAUUGUGCGUUGUGAAGAGGCUUGUUUGAUGCCAUUGGUUUACGCCAUAAUGUUCAAAAUGUUUGAAUUAGCAGAAUAUAUUUAAAUGAACAUCAGUUUGUGUUUUUUGUCGAUGACUGCUUCUGCCUUACACCAGUUAACGGAAUGUUGUUACUUUGGAGGUCAAAAAUGUUAUUACGGCACCUAAUAACUGUUAAGAAAAGGGGAUUGCCCUAUUAGGUAAUGGCAAUGCUCAGUUCUGUUUCGUUGACAUUUAUUGUUGCAAUUUGGCAAGUUUCACUGAUCGACCCUUUCUCUCAGCAUAACAUACAAAACUUCAAUCAUUUCAAAUUUUUUAGCACUUACCAAAUAAAUACUAUUCCUGAAAGCAAAA